Sclerotinia borealis F-4128 is the source of this 1194-nucleotide messenger RNA. Lineage: Eukaryota; Fungi; Ascomycota; Leotiomycetes; Helotiales; Sclerotiniaceae. The record is from the annotation of a GenBank genome assembly.
AUGCCAGACCGAGUAUUCGUCCACGCACUCAACACAGUAAAGAAGAUACCCAAAACCGGGGCAUCGCGCCCGCCGCCCGCAGACCGACUACGCCUCUAUGGAUUAUACAAGCAGGCUAUGGAGGGUGAUGUAGAUGGGGUUAUGAUGCGGCCGAGUACGGGGGGUGGGGAGGACGGUGGUGAAGUGGGAUUGCAGGGAGAAGAGUUAAGAAGGGAGAGGGACAAAUGGGAUGCGUGGGAUGCGCAGCGGGGGGUUAGCAGAACGGAGGCAAAGAGGAGGUAUAUUGAAGCGUUGAUUGAUACUAUGCAUAAGUAUGCUAGUACUACUGCAGAUGCGAGAGAAUUGGUUGCCGAAUUGGAAUUUGUCUGGGACCAAAUCAAAAACAAUAGUCCAUCGUCUACAGUUUCUUCACCAGGCCACGAGGUGCCAUCAUACACAACCCAACCGAGACGGUUCCAACAACCGGUGUCGGGAACCCAGGGCGCAAUGAGGGUAUUGAGUCCAAUGAGCCAGGAUGAUGAGGCCGAGAGGGAGUCUGAGAAAAGGAUGGGAUAUAAUGGCGGAGAUGAAGACGAAUAUACUGAUGGCAAAAAUAAUAAGACGAAAUGGAGGAAAAAUGUGGAACAGGCGCUGGUUAAAAUGACAGCCGAGAUGGCAGCAUUGAGAGAGCAGAUUGCUACGGGAAGAGAAUAUCAGGGCAAGAAGUCAAGGUCUCCAAGAAAAUGGCUAGCUUGGUUUAUAUGGAUUGCUAUAAAACAUCUACUAGUAGAUCUGGCACUACUGGGCCUCGUCUUAUUAUGGAUGAGACGAAAGAAAGAUAGGAGAGUGGAGGAUUUAGCAAGACAGGCAUUUAGGAUCGGAAGAGAGUAUUCGAUAGAGAGUGGUGCCGCAAUCGCCGCAGAAGUGCGAGGUGAUUUCCUUGCCGCUGUCGGCUUUUUUGGUGAAGGUUUUGGGUUUGCCUGGGAUGGUGGUGGUGGUGUUAGUGUUGGUGUUAGGAUUGGGUUGGGGAAAUGGGAUAUUUAUUUGUUGGUUAGGAAGAGGAAAAGGGGUAGAGGGCAUGAGGAGAGAUUAGGGAAGGAAAGGGAGCAGGAAAAUAUACGAACCGGAUUCAACUUUGAAUUGCUCCUUGGGCAGGACGAUAUUGUUGCUAUAUGUAGCGCCGGUAAUCUUUCGACAGUCGAUACAGUGGCAUAG